Molecule: messenger RNA, 1406 nt
Organism: Phalaenopsis equestris
Lineage: Eukaryota; Viridiplantae; Streptophyta; Magnoliopsida; Asparagales; Orchidaceae
Product: probable indole-3-pyruvate monooxygenase YUCCA4
Exons: 4
Coding region: 95-1348 (417 amino acids)
Biological process (GO): auxin biosynthetic process
Molecular function (GO): NADP binding; flavin adenine dinucleotide binding; N,N-dimethylaniline monooxygenase activity
Source: RefSeq, a predicted model, not a curated record
CAUUAACUCUUUUCCUUGCAUGGACAUAGAGAGCAACAGCUUCUCUGCACUCAUUCCCCUGAGUUAACAAUAUCAUCGCACAUUCACUACAUUCAUGACCACCACCGCUGCCGACGAUGACGGUGGCCUGACAGCCAGCUCCGCCACCCCAUCCACAAGCCUCACCUUUAUCCCCGGCCCCAUCAUAGUCGGUGCUGGUCCGUCCGGUCUCGCCACCGCCGCUUCUCUUCAUCUCCUCUCUAUCCCCUCCGUCAUCAUCGAGCGCUCCGACGGCAUAGCUCAUCUAUGGCGCCACAAUAGCUACGACCGCCUCUCCCUCCACCUUCCCAAACAGUUCUGUGAACUCCCUCACCUCCACUUCCCUUCCCACUUCCCCAUUUACCCUUCCAAGUCUGACUUCAUCUCCUACCUCCUCACCUAUGUCGACCACUUCGGGCUUCGGCCGAACUUUCAUUGUACAGCCACAGCAGCAAGGUUCAAUGAAGAGGAUUCUCUGUGGCAUGUGGAGGCAGUGCGGAGAUCGCCGGAGAGGGAGGAGGAGGAGGUAGUGGAGCUUGUUUCCCCGUGGUUGGUGGUUGCGACAGGGGAAAAUGCAGAGCCGGUGGUGCCGGAGAUGAAGGGGAAGGAAAGGUUUAAAGGUGGAGUUUUGCAUUCGAGCGAGUAUAGGAAUGGUGUGGAUUGUAAAGGGAAAAGGGUGUUAGUUGUUGGAUGUGGGAAUUCUGGAAUGGAAAUGUGUUUGGAUUUGUGCGAGUUUGGAGCAGUGCCAUUCUUAUCAGUUAGGAGUGGGGUACAUGUGCUGCCAAGAGAUUUGCUUGGAAUUUCUACUUUUGGGCUGGCAAUGAAGCUAUUGAAGUUGCUUCCAGUGAGAUUAGUGGACAGAAUCCUACUAUUAUUGGCCAGAAUGGCCAUUGGAGAUACAGAAAAAUAUGGAUUGAAAAGGCCUAUGAAAGGACCUCUUGAGCUCAAGAAUUCUACUGGAAAAACUCCAGUUUUGGAUGUUGGAGCCUUUAAGCUGAUUAAAAAAGGAAGGACUAAGGUAGUAUCAGAAGUGGAAUCCCUAACGAGGGAUGGGGCCAAGUUUGCUGAUGGAAGAGAGAUGGCAUUCGACUCUGUCAUUUUUGCUACCGGUUACAGAAGCAACGUCCCUCUCUGGCUCAAGGACUGUGAUUUCUUCUCAGCUGACGGCAAACCCAAGUUGCCAUUCCCCAACGGCUGGAAAGGUGAGAAUGGUCUCUACUGCGUUGGAUUUACAGGCCGAGGACUCCUCGGCGCCGGCAUCGACGCACAGAAGGUGGCUCUUGACAUUGCAGAUAGCUGGAAGAAGACCUCCAGUAUAAAAAACCAGUAGCAAAAUCUGGUUUUUAUUCUCUUACGUUAACUUAGUAGUUCAAUAUGAACCACGUUUA